GCCGCGCUCGCUGGCUGCGGGCGACGGGGCUCAGCGGGAGGCGACGCACCGGCCCUCGCCCUUCUGCUCGGCGGGGAGCAGCCGGAGGCGCGGCGAGGUUUACAUACUUGCUGGGGUUCUUUGGAUUUGCUCUUUCCUUGAAAUGGUAGGACUAGGAAAUAGCUGUCGCGGGAUGAAGUCUCCACCACUCCUCAUGGCUGCACUUGUGGCGUGCAUAAUUGUUUUGGGUUUCAAUUACUGGAUUGCAAGUUCUCGCAGCAUGGAUCUGCAGGGUCGAGUCAUGGAACUGGAAGGCAAAGUCCGCAGGGCGGCAGCGGAGAGGGGUGCUGUGGAGCAAAAAAAGAAUGAAUUCCAAGGGGAGCUAGAGAAGCAGCGACAGCAGAUCGACAGAAUCCAGUCCUUGCACAGCUUUCAGAUGGAAAAUGCCAACAGAGUACAUCAGGAAGAGAAGGCAGUGCUGAUGAGUAACAUCACAGUAAAUGAUCGAUUGAUUCAGACUCUACGAGAACACUUGAAAGAGUUACAGACAGAAUAUGGAAAGCUACAGCUGGAUGUUUACUGGUUUCAGAAGAACCAGACUAACCUCCAGAGGAAGUUCUCAUAUGACCUGUCACAGUGCCUCAACCAGAUGAAAGAAUUAAAAGAACAAUGUGAAGAAAGGAUAGAUGAGCUUAGAAAAAAGAGUAGUGAUGUACCACAAAUCAAAGAAAGCAAAGACUUCACAGAAGAUAGCCAGGUUGAUACUCAACUGUCAGCCUUGAAGCAAACAGGGUUCAAGCAGGCUGACUUGAAACAGCAGAAAACCAGUGAAGAUGUUCCUAAAGCAGUACCUACAGUAAGAAAGACUGACCUGAUGCAGGCUAAAGAAAGAACACACAGCCUAACCAACAUCAGAAAACAGGAGCCUAAGGCAGAAGAGGAGCAGCUUUCUAGUCAGUUGGGAAAACCUCAGGAGUCACUCAAGGCUACUGCAGGUCACAAGGAGAUGCUGCUUGAGUCAGAGAAGGAGCCAAAUCCACCUGAGGAUGAGAAAUAUGUAGCUGGGCAAGAUGCAUUAAAGCCAGCAGCAGAACAGACUGCCAGUGAGGAAAUUGAGAGGGAAGAGCUCCUAAAUUAUGAUGAUAAGCAGGAUGACUUGCCCCCUGGAAAGGCUGAUGAACAGGAACAUGAAGCAGUGAACCAGGACAAGGAUGUUGAUUACAAUUUAGAUGUGAAUGAAGCUGAAUCAGAAACAGACAAACAAGCAGCACUUGCAGGGAUUGAAAAUGUUCAAAACCCUGAAGAUCUGAAGAACCACUUACCUGACCCUGGUGAAGGACAACAGAAGUUGUGAACAAAGGAAGUUAAUGAUACAACUGAGUCAUCUCUUCAUCCAAAUGCAGCAAUGAGCCAAGUGAAGUGAUAUUAGAAGAUUUAGAUUAUCUUCUAAAGACUUGACUACGGGGCCCAAACAAAGUAGUAUUUUGUGAAGUUUUAGUACUGUUGCAGUGGGGAAAAGAUGUAAAUCUCUGGUGGUUUGUUUCAAAGCAGUUUGGCCUUUGCAAUGACUUUCUCCUUCCUAUCAAUUAUAAAAUUGCAAUCAGGAAGCAAUAAAGGCAGUAACU
This is a messenger RNA of Cinclus cinclus, 1604 nucleotides long. RefSeq names its product golgi membrane protein 1 (gene GOLM1). NCBI's taxonomy places the organism in Eukaryota, Metazoa, Chordata, Aves, Passeriformes, Cinclidae. Gene Ontology annotation, cellular component: Golgi apparatus. Bases 143 to 1333 code for a protein of 396 amino acids. The transcript is spliced from 10 exons. The record is from RefSeq and is a predicted model, not a curated record.